This is a messenger RNA of Scomber japonicus (chub mackerel), 4938 nucleotides long. It is a transcript of the gene mical1, whose product is annotated as microtubule associated monooxygenase, calponin and LIM domain containing 1. Bases 85 to 3960 code for a protein of 1291 amino acids. NCBI's taxonomy places the organism in Eukaryota, Metazoa, Chordata, Actinopteri, Scombriformes, Scombridae. The transcript is spliced from 24 exons. Gene Ontology annotation, molecular function: FAD binding; protein binding. The record is from RefSeq and is a predicted model, not a curated record.
CUUCACGCUUCCAGGUGAACUUCAGCUCAGUUAACCAACGAAUCCAGUGGCCAAAAGGACCGGGUCCGCUGAUCGGCCUCCGCUAUGGCGAGCCAGGACGCUGGUAACCCUUCACACACUGCGUUCGACCUCUUCGUCCAAGCCCAGACCUGCAAGGAUGUGCAGCUCCACUUUGCUGAUCUCUGUAAGCAACUGGAUAUCGAUCCUAAGGAUUUCAGGAGCUUCUACUCCAAGCUGAAGGAAAGGCUGAACUACUGGAAGGCCAAAGCUCUGUGGACAAAGUUGGACAAAAGGGCGUCUCAUCCAGAUUACCAGCAAAGAAAAGCCUGCGCUAAAAACAAGUGUCUCGUGUUGGGUGCCGGGCCAUGUGGGCUGAGGACGGCCAUCGAGCUGUCCCUGCUGGGGGCUCAGGUUGUGGUGCUGGAGAAGAGAGAGUCUUUCUCCAGGAACAAUGUUCUCCACCUGUGGCCCUACACCAUCUGUGACCUCCGUGGGCUCAACGCCAAGAAGUUCUACGGCAAAUUCUGCACAGGCGCUCUGGAUCACAUCAGCAUCCGUCAGCUGCAGUUGAUUUUAUUGAAAGUGUCACUUCUCCUCGGGGUGGAGGUGCACACCGGAGUGGAGUACCAGGGUUUGAUCGAGCCCUCGGGGGAAAACGGAUGGAUGGCCAAGCUCCAGCCUGAGUCCCAUCCCACUUCAACCUUUCAGUUUGAUGUUUUCAUCUCGGCUGGAGGAGGCAGGUUCGUCCCCGAUGGCUUCAAGCACAAAGAGCUGAGAGGAAAGCUGGCUAUCGGCAUCACAGCGAACUUUAUCAACAGAAACACGGCGGCCGAGGCCCAAGUAGCAGAGAUCAGCGGCGUGGCUCGCAUCUACAACCAGAAGUUCUUCCAUGAUCUGCUCACUGAGACGGGUAUUGAUUUGGAGAAUAUUGUCUACUACAAAGAUGACACCCACUACUUUGUCAUGACUGCCAAAAAGAAGAGCCUGCUGAAGAAGGGGGUCAUUAAAAAGGACUUCAGUGAUGCAGAGGACCUGCUGGCCCCCGUGAACGUGGAUCGCGAGGCUUUGAACCGCUACGCUCACGACGCCGCCAACUUCUCCACGGGAGGGCAACUACCUGACCCCCAGUUCGCUCAGAACAGCGCCGGCAAGCCAGAUGUGGCCAUGUUUGACUUCACUUGCAUGCACCGUGCUGAGAAUGCCUCACUGAUCAGGGAGAGGCAUGGGAAGAAGCUGUUGUUGGCUCUUGUAGGAGACUGCCUGGUGGAGCCUUUCUGGCCUCUGGGUACGGGGAUCGCCCGUGGGUUUCUUGCUUCCUUUGACGCAGCGUGGAUGGUGAGGAGCUGGGGAUUGGGGGUCCCACCUCUCAAGGUCCUUGCUGAGCGAGAAAGCAUUUACCAGCAUUUGUCCCAGACCACGCCAGAAAACACCAGCAAGAACUAUGCCGCUUACAGCAUUGACCCCAAAACUCGGUACAUAAGAGUCAACCUGUCCUCCAUCCAGACCAACCAGGUGCAGCACCUGUACGAUGUCGACAAAUCCAUUCAUUCAUCCAUCAAGAAGCUGAAGAACAGGUGGUCUCAAAUGCGGCAAGAUUCAGUCAGUGGUUAUGAAGAGUUGUUGAAAUGGUGCCAGAAACACACCGCGGGUUACGACAACGUGAACGUGAAAGAUUUAACCCAGUCCUGGAAGUCUGGGCUGGCCCUGUGCGCCCUGAUCCACCACUUCAAACCUCAGCUCAUUGACAUGACCUCCCUGGAUGAGUCCAACGCUGUUCACAACAACCAGCUGGCCUUCAACAUCCUGGAGAGGGAGCUGGGCAUCCCGCCUGUCAUGUCUGCCACCGACUUGGCAAACAGCUUUCAAAUAGACAAGUUGUCCAUGGUCCUCUAUCUCACCCAGGUCCAAAAAGCCUUCAGUGUGCCCAUGAAAGAACCUGCAGGCUUCCUGCCAUCAUCCAAGCCUCUGACUCUCUCCCAGACACAGUCAGCUGUCUUAUUCCUGAACAAGCUGAAGCACAACUCUCUGCAAAGACGCAAGGAAAAGCUGGCAUCUGAGAAACAAGCAAGAGAAAAAGAGACAAGCAUGGGAGAUGAGGACAGUACGGUGGCGUCCCCUGUACCCGCUGAGCUCAACCCUUCGCCUGCUCCAGAGCCUGAGCCUGAGCCUGAACCUAUGGCUGAUCCUGACCUUGAGCCUAUGUCACUGGCAACGUUGAUGAGGAACAGUGAGGAGUGUUACUUCUGCCGUCAGAGGGUCUACGUGCUGGAGCGGAUCAGCGCUGAGGGCAAGUUCUUCCAUCGUAGCUGCUUCAACUGCCAUGAGUGCGGCAUCACGCUCAGACUGGGAGCAUACACCUUUGACCAGAGCACAGGGAGGUUUUACUGUGAGCAGCACUCUGAGGAGCUGGAGCUGGAUAACGGGGCUGAAAUCACGUAUUGUGAGGACGACAAAGUAAACGGGCUGUCCAGUGAUGAUUACACACCAUCUCCAUCGGAUGAGGAGUAUGAGCACACGCUGGACUGUGGUCCCUCUGCGCUGGUAGACUCACAUAAACCUGCUGAACAGGACCAGCAUAUACUUGAACCCAAAGGGGAGUCCCAAGAGCCGCAUACAUUAGAAACUUCCACAAUUCCUGAGUCUAAAAUUGAGAUAACGGCUCCCACUGAAGAGGAGACAGAGGAACGUCCUCCUGCAGUACCCUUCCCGGUCCCUAAGCCUCGCCUCUCUCGGCAGACCACACCAAGCCCUCAGUCCUCCCCUCCGGUAGCAAAACCUCGCACAAUCCACCACUUGACCCCCUCGACUCCUGAAAAACACCCAUCUCCAAAACCAACGCAGGAGAGCUCCAAGCCUGUGCCAGACUCUCGUCCUAAACAAACUCUGCGAAAGCUUCAGCUAAGCGUUGAAGAGAAAAGCCAGUUGGUGAAUCUACAGAGCCUCAGCGUAGACUCUGACUCAGAGACCCCCGGGGGAUCCUCAUCCUGCUCCUCUUCCUCGGUAACAGCGGGAGGUCCAAGCCCACCUAAGCCAGAGGGCCCAGAUGGUCAAGAAGAAGAAGGCUACUGGAGUGGAAGCACCGCUAGUCACAUGCGGGAGAGGAGGAAUCGACGCUGCUUCAGGAGGAAAGAGAUGCCAAGCGGGCAGUCCAGAGUACGGUCCAAGUUUUCCCCCUGGAACCUGUCUUCCCCGAGGAUCAACAGAGACACUCGGCUCAGCGUCCACGUCAAUCAUCCAGGAAGAGUUGAAACAACAUUCCGACACGUCCACAGCACCUCAGAAGAGGGUGUCGAUGGAGAUGACGACGAUGACGAAGACGAUGAUGACGAUGAUGAUGACGAUGACGACGACAUGUUUGCACAAUAUGACUUUGAAUUAUUUGAUGACAAAUUUCAGACAGUCCCAUCAAACCCGGCCGAGGCUGAGAAGUUGGAGUUGAUGAAGAUGAAAACCCUGGAGCGACGAGCCAAGAUGAGCGAAUUGCAGCGAUUGCGUAAAGCCCAGUCCAUCCAGAGGAGGCUGGAGGAGAUUGAAGUGACCUUCAAGGACUUAGAGGAUAAAGGUGUUGUGCUUGAACGAACUCUGCGAGGGGAGGCUGGCAGCGGCGGUUCUCCUGAAAUGAUCGAGCAGUGGAUCCAGCUCGUCCACGAGAAGAACACGCUGGUUUCCGAGGAGUCUGACCUCAUGGUGGCGUCUCGACAGCUGGAACUUGAAGACAAGCAGAGCAUGUUGGAGAUGGAGCUCAGGAAAUACAUGGACCUGAAUGACAAGACAUCCGAGCAGCAAGCCGAAGAAGACCGGGUCCUCCAACAGAUGAUCGAGGUGGUGGACAUGAGGGACUCCCUGGUGUCGUUUCUGGAAGAGAAGAGGCUGAAGGAGAUCACCGAGGAGCAAGAGGUCUUCUCCAUCAUGGAGGCUAAACGGCACUCGAAGGCAGGAUCUCAGGUCCUCUGGGAGUAAGGCUUUGGCUCGCACACACGCACACUCAACACCUGGACCUGUACUUGUAGAUGCUCUUAAAUCUACCGGAUGUGAGACUUGCUGGAACCUGAAACGUAACAUUUUUUUUCGCAAAGCCAAAGAUGAUAAUACUGCGUUGUUGCGGAGGAUAACCCACCAGGAGCCGUCCCUCAGUGAUUAGGUUAAAGAGUUCAAGCUUAUGGAGCAGAGGCUGGAUGGAUGGAUUGAAAAGCCGUUGCAAUCCGCCCCCCUAGAGGGAGACAUAAGCCUGUUCUGUGGCUUUGAGUUGAUGAGUCCGGGUUAAACCCUGCCUGCUGCGAUGGUUGGGUCACAACAAACCACAUGUGAAAAAGGACCCCUACCGUCUGCUGCACUAUUAAAUAACCACUGUACAGCAGAUAAUCAUUACCCAGCGAGGGACCUGGCCUGGUUUUUCCGUGUCAUAAACAUGUGACUCGAGUGCAAAGCCAAGACUGAGCAGCAUAAAAUUACAGCGGUGAGAAACCUGCAGUAGUCGGCUCUGAAGCCUUAGAGGUAGAUCUAGGUUCGAAAAACAUGUUUUUUUGAAAAUAGCUUGAUGUUCAUGUUGAUUUUACUUGUGUCAUCAUGGAUAAGUGCUACAGUACACAAAGAUAUAUUACACAUAUCAUAAUUCUAUGUUUGCUAUUUGUAUAAAAAAUAAUGAUAUCUAGAAAUAUGAAAAGAAAAAAACUUAAGAGGUAGUUAGAAUAUUAAAAUUAUUCAAUUCUGUUAUUUGUGAUUUAAUGAAUUCUGAUAAAUUUGAAUUAUCAUUUCAUUUCUGAAUGUUAUAAAUUUUCGUAGCACUUCCUGCUGUUCACCAUGUCGUUUUCUGAUAGCAUGUUGAAUAGUUAAUCUCAGGGGUUGACUGUUCAUGUCCUCUUGGAUCAGAGUUUUCACCGAUGGCCUUCAACAGUCGGCUGCUCUUCAACUGGUGGUGUAUUAUAUGACCUCACUGGA